UGUCAGGGAAAAAUCAGUUCGUUUUUGGCUUCCCUUGCGUUUGGACGUGUUUGAAAAAUAUACUCGGAACGUAGCUAAGUGAAUAUAAUCUGGCUAAAUACAUACAUAUGUAUCUUAUCUAUAUAUGUAUAACCAAAUAAGCUAAUUUGACUGUCAUAAUAAACAGUUGUGCUAAAAUAAAGUAAAAAAAAUAAAAAUAUUUCGAAAUAAACGGAAUAAAUAACAUCUAUGUGUCUAAUCAGUCUUUAAAUAAGGCGUUUAGUGAUUCUCAACCCUAUAUUGAAAUACUGAAAAAAUUCAGCAAAAAAAAAUUGUGGCAAAAAAAUUGCUAAAAAAUCAGAAAAUCAAACAGUGUAGAAAAUUAAUUUACCGUGCAAAGCGUUUGCUUACAUUAAAGUGCUUUAUAAAAAAAAAAACGGUAAAUUGUGCUAACACUGCAUAAUAAAAUACUGGAUACGCAGCUUGACAGCGCAAAAAACUGCAAACAUAAAAAAAGCGCACACAUAAAUAAUUGGAUUAUCCGCAUCUACUAACUAUAAGCAGCUUAGCAGCACCACCAUCUCACCCAUUGGAUUAAGCAUUUUUUGUGGAUUAGCUGUAUUAUUCAACGUUAUUACCCACGCUUUCUACACAACCUCUGGAUUUGCGUAAAAUGGUUGUUUUAGAAGGUGGCGGCGGUGUUGUUACCAUUGGCAACAACCAAUAUUUGCAACCGGAUUACUUGUCACCCAUACCGACAACGAUGGACGCCAAGAAAAGCCCACUCGCUUUGUUGGCCCAGACUUGUUCGCAAAUUGGCGCCGACUCGUCGGCUGUCAAACCAUUGCUUGCUAUGGAUAAAUCAAAGAAAUCUACAUCGUCAUCCUCAUCAUCAACCUCAUCGAAUGCCAGUGCAGAUUUGAGUACUUCCAAGUCACCGAAUCAGGCCAAAUCACCCAAAUCCACUACACCCACCACCACCGAGGUGAAAUUGGCUUUUAAACCAUACGAGACAAAUGUGCUUAGCGCUCAAAAUCACAAUUCAUUCAAGUCGUCAUCAACAAUCGCGGACGAACAACGUCCCAGCUCGAAAUGCUCCUCCAAUGGCGGUAAUGAUAACAAUACACGCGUACCAUCGCGCAGCAAGUCCAAUUGCACACCGGAUGCACACAAAUUGGAGAAUGGUCACAAUGGCGCUACACCGACACCCGGCGAUAACAAUCGCAAAACAGUAUCACCCGCCGGCUCGUCACAACGUGGUGCCAGUCCGAUUGUGCGCUCCGGCAUGGAAGUGUUGAAUAACGUCAACGGUUCAGCCACACAUCCAAAGGAGAUGAGCAGCAUGGCUGCCGCAGCUGCUGCCGCUGCUGCUGCUUACAAAGCAGCCGGUCCAUACGGCAUAAAUCCAUUGUCUGCACUUUGCUGCCCACCCGGCAUGGAACAACACGCCAAUCCCGCUUUCCGUCCACCAUUUGCCGGCGGCUUUUCACAUCACCAUGCGGCCAUGUUAGCUGCUGCUGCUGCUAGCGGCGGUUAUCCAGGCGGUCCCAACGGACCGGGCACACAACCUAAUCCCUACAUCAGUUAUCAACGCAUCAAGACACCAUCGGGCGGCGAAGCUAUUGUACCCGUCUGCAAGGAUCCCUACUGUCCCGGCUGCCCGUACUCGGCACAUACCCAGCAAAUGCUUAUGGGCGCACCUUGUCCGGCCGGUUGUACUCAGUGUGAACACCAAAAAUACGGUAUGGCUAUGAUGGGCGGCGCUGCUGGUCUCCCACCGAGUCAUCCUUACUCACAAGCCGCCGCUGCUGCCGCCGCAAGUGCUGCUGCGGCACGCUCUGCACCAUACGUAUGCAGUUGGGUGAUAGGUGAUGCCUAUUGUGGCAAACGUUUCCAGACCUCCGACGAACUCUUCUCCCAUCUACGCACACACACCGGCAAUCUAUCGGAUCCCGCUGCUGCCGCUGCAGCAUUGGCACAAUCACAAGCGCAAUCACUACUGGGCACACUCUUCCCUCCAUCAGCUCUGCGUGCUGGCUAUCCAACACCACCAUUGAGUCCGAUGAGCGCUGCUGCUGCUGCGCGUUAUCAUCCUUAUGCCAAACCGGGCGGCAUACCAGCAAGUGCAUUGACAGCGCCCUCCGCAUUCGGCAUGACCGGCUUCAAUCCGGCUGCUGCAGCUGCAGCUGCGGCACUGGGACCAUACUACUCACCGUAUGCGAUGUAUGGUCAACGCAUUGGCUCGGCAGCCGUACAUCAGUAAGCGCAGCGAGCUUUCAAGUGCGAGGCUAAUGAGACGAGCAUUAGUAGAAAAAAAAACGACAGACAACAAGGCUAGUCAAGGAGAACGAAAGGCUAACCGUGUGAUCUUUGAGUGUUGCGCGUGCGCGUAAAUGUCGAUUGCGAGGCCAACGAUAAAUGGGCGAUAAGUGCACAGUGUGCUGCGCGCUCAGUUACAAUCUGCAUACCAAAAAGCAAAAGCAAAAUUUAAAAAUAAAAACAAAAGAUGAAGGAGAAGAGCAAAGCAAAGAUCUGAAAAUGGUGGUUAAAAUUGCACAAAAUAGGCAAGCAAAAAAAGAAAAUAAAAAUAAAAAAUUUUAAACAAAAAUAAAAACGUUAAAAAUGAUUAAUACAUAAUUGCGUUUCAGAAAAGGAUAAAAAUCAUAAUAAAAAAAUUUCAAUUUGAGAAUGCGCUAUUGUUGCGAUCAUUUUACACUGUGAUACUAAAAUGUAGUUGGAUGCUAGGCUUAUUAGGUUUUAAAUGAUAAAAAUAUGACUUACAUACAUACAAACAUGCAUGUAUACUUAAAUACGUUUACAUAUGUGCAAAAAGCGUAAAAUGUAAUUAAAUGUUUUAUUGUAUUUAAUUUUUUUUAGUUUUAAAAUGCAGCCAAAGCAUUUUUCCAAUAACCAUGAAACCUUAAAAAAACAAUCACUUUAACUAGUUUUUUGUUACUAUUAAUUUUAAUAUUAAUUACUAUGUACGUACGUUUUGCUUUUAAUUAUAUAAUUUUAAGCGUGAAAUUUAUGAAUUGGUUUUUUGUUUAUGCAGUGUAGAGAGUCCAUUCAAGGGCCUUGCACAUGCAACAAACACAUUCGUUUAAAUGGCUUUUUAAAAAUCUUAAUUUAGCUAAGUAAUAAAUGUAACAUAUACACAAACAAACAUACAUGGAAAACAUGAAAAACUUGACAUAUUUAUGUACAAACCAUGUUUAACUGAAUAAUAAGCGCUUGUAUGUGUUUAUAUACUACAAACAAAUCUCUGUAAAAAAACAAAACAAAAUCAUAAAAAAGUCAGAAACUUUAACUACAAACUUGAUGGCAUAAUUAGUUUUCAUUUUACAUUUAAAUGAAAAUAAUAAAAAUACAUAUUUA
This is a messenger RNA of Ceratitis capitata (Mediterranean fruit fly), 3354 nucleotides long. RefSeq names its product zinc finger protein Noc (gene noc). The coding region runs from base 653 to 2242 and encodes 529 amino acids. NCBI's taxonomy places the organism in Eukaryota, Metazoa, Arthropoda, Insecta, Diptera, Tephritidae. The transcript has 2 exons. The record is from RefSeq and is a predicted model, not a curated record. Gene Ontology annotation, biological process: negative regulation of DNA-templated transcription. Gene Ontology annotation, cellular component: nucleus.